UGCUGUGCUGUGCUUUCCUGCAGCAAUAUACCUCCGUUUGCACAUCGUCCGUUGUUGCCUCUCUGCCUCCUACUCCUCCUCCUCCUCUUCCUGGUGCAGUAUCAGCAGCAGCAAUUAGUAAGCCUGGCAACUGUCCGACGUUUCAGGUGCUCACUUGGAACGGUGUCUGUCGCCGCCUGAGCAAAGUGCGAACCGGGCCGAUCAUCCUAGGUAGAUUAUGGGCGUUUCCACAUCUUGCGCUGCGCUGAGAGUGGGAGGGUUUGUUAUUUAAUUUACUUGGUGCUGUGUCUAAGAGAAUCAAUUCAAUGCGUGGAUUCCGCUGGGUUCUGCUGAUAAAGUUGAUGCUCGUUGAGCACGCAGGAAGCGAGUUUAUGUAGACUCAGCUGAAGAGAAAUUGGGACCUGAGCGCUGCCUUUGAUUCGGAGUGAUCCUCAUGAAAACGAGAAUGCGGGUGAAUUUCGUGGCUGUGCGCAGAGUGAUGCGCCUGUGAGAGAAAAUCCAAAGAGCUGCUCGUUAGAAGGGAGAAGUCCUAAGGGGUUACUUCGAGUCGUCAUUGAAGUCUCUGUAUAAAACAGCUUUGACGUCUGAAGUUGUCACUCUUGCAAGCCGACUCGGAAAUGCAUUGUAGCUUCUAAAUCUGCGGUAGGUUAAGAUCACUUAGUUGGGUUUACUCGAAGUAAAAGAGAGAGAGAGAGAGAGGGAGGGAGGGAGGGUGGCAUAAGUGCCAUGUCGAGGUAUGGCAGAAUGCGAGCGUCAUUUGACUCCGAUGCCAGCCUGGGGAACUCGCCACCAAUGUCACCACCCAGGCAUGGGCAUCCGGUCUAUUUCGUGCAAUCUCCUUCGCGCGAUUCUGUGCAGGAUGUGGACUCGCUCUCGCAGAGCUUCUCACGGGCAACGCCACGGGAAAGCCCAUUAGCAAGCCCUAUGCAUCACAAACACUUCAAGAACGCUUCGACGGACUCGAUACCGUUCAGCGCUCACACUCCCAAGCCUGGGUCCCGUCGGGUGCUGCCGCAGCCUAACUUCGUCGGGGGUGGAAAGCCGAAAAAGAGCUAUCGACCAUGGGCACAUGGCACUAUCCUCGAAGAGGAGGAAGGCACAGAAGGAGAAAAGAAGAAGAAACUUUCGCGCGUCUGCUUGGUUUGGAUCGCCAUUUUUUUCACCAUCUUCAUGUUCUUCGCCGGCGCUCUUCUCUUCUGGCUUUUUACCAUGCCCAAGGCUCCCCACGUCACUGUCCAGAGUGCAAGUUUCUCGUACUUCGGUUUAGAUGAUGGCGUAGACAAUUCGGGAGUACAAACAAUGGUGGUCUCUCUUAAUUCUACAGCAACAUUGCAAAUGUACAACCCUUCGAGAUUCUUUGGUUAUCACGUCAAAGAUUCUCCAAUGGGUCUCAAGUACCUAGAUCUACCCAUAGCCGGAGGCGUGCUCAACUCAUUUUAUUUGGAGAAAAGCUCUACGAAGAAAGUGACAGUGGCCAUUUCUUCUGACAAGCAAUUCCUUCAUGGGGCGGGCCCAAGUUUCAACGAUAGGUAUUCCACACCUGGUGCAGGUGUGGAAUUGAAACUGGACGGCACGGUUUUCACACGAGCUUAUGUGAUGGGGCAGAUGCUGAAGAACAAGUUCAGCAACAAAGUGGCUUGUACUUUCAAGUUUGCUUCCGGAGGACAAACACAAUGGAAAGUGCAACAGCUCUCUUGCCAAUAUGCAUCUUGAUAACUUAUGAAGGCUGUUGCUGUUGUAGUUUCUAUACUUGAGCGGAUUCUUUUAAGUUCAACUUGGAUGUGUGUGAACUCAAAAUGACAUGGCGUUCCUAUGCACUCGGAUCACCGAUGGUGAGAUCUGGGAGGAGGGGAUUGGUCGUACCCUGUGGUUUGAUUUAUAACUUGCGUAUGAGUUUCUCAUGUUUGUAUUUAUAUGAAUAGGUUCCAGUGCGGUCUUCUCACACCGCCUUGGGCAUGAGGCAGUUUUGUCCCGACUUUUCUACCUUGUAUUUCUAGCUUUACUCAUAACUUGCAAUAAACUAUGGGGUAGUGUAGAUAUUGGAAGUUAGGUCAGUAGGUACUAUUUUCACCCAACGCAGUUUUCACUUGGACAUGUAGAUUGACAACGUAGCAAGAGAUAUAUGAAUUUGUUGUGAUAAUAUUUGUCACAUGAAACUGUGACAAGACUACAUCAGUGUUUACAUUACUAUUACCAUAUACGUGAAGCUCAAGUGCCCCAUACAACUUGUUUGUCUUCUU
Messenger RNA from Physcomitrium patens, 2240 nucleotides. Lineage: Eukaryota; Viridiplantae; Streptophyta; Bryopsida; Funariales; Funariaceae. The record is from RefSeq and is a predicted model, not a curated record.